UAGGAACAAAUUUCUACUAUGGAAUCUGAUCAUAAACAUACAAUAUCAAUAUCACAAAAUGAUUUAGAAAUUUCUCGACAAGAAAUUCAACAAUUAAAAAUUCAUAUUGAAUUAUUACAACAAACAAAUAUUGAUAAUAAGGAAAAUUCAACAUCAAAUCCUGAAUCAUCACAUAUCGGUAUAAAUAAUCAUUGUAAUAGAGAUGAUACCCUUGCAUGCAGUACUGAUGAACGUCAACAAGGAGAAAAGCCUGAAUCGACUAAUAUUGAUCAUCAAUCGUCAAAUAUUACUAUGAAAAUAUCUGAUAAUGUUCUACAUGAUAUUAAUAGUAGUAGUACUAUUGAAAAUAAUACUACUACUAAUACUCAAUCGUCAUUAAAUGAUAAAUCACGUGAUAAUAUAUAUGAAUAUAUUCAAUUAGAACGACAACAUUCAGAAGAUGAAUUAAAUAAAACAAAAUUAAUUUUAUUUGAUACAAAAGAACUUUUACAAGAAUCUGAAUUAAAUAAUAUACGUUUAAAUGAACAAAUUAAAUUACUUAAAGAUGAAAUACGACGUCUUGAACGUAAUAUGGAUCGUGCUGAAUCAAUAUCAAAUUUAGAAUAUUUAAAAAAUAUUAUUUUAAAAUUUUUUAUUUUAAAAUCUACACAUGAACGUUUACAAUUAAUACCUGUACUUGUUACAAUGCUUAAAUUAAGUCCAGAUGAACAAGCACAACUUGUUCGUGUUGCAAAUUUAUCAACAAUAAUAACAAUCGAUGAAAAUUCAACAAAUAAUGAAUCAUUGAAUCGACAUAUGACUAAUGAUGUUAAUUCAUCUUCUUGGAGUUCUUAUUUAAAUAUUUGGUGA
Molecule: messenger RNA, 849 nt
Organism: Rotaria sordida
Lineage: Eukaryota; Metazoa; Rotifera; Eurotatoria; Philodinida; Philodinidae
Source: the annotation of a GenBank genome assembly